UUUUGUUUCGUCCCCCCUCCCUGGCCGAGUGGGCUCGCCCGCGGUGUGCGGGCGCUGGCGGGCGGGCGGUACCAUCGCGGCGGGGGAGGGGGGCGUGGCGCUGGGCAGAGCUGCGCUUGACGCGCUCUGCGGGUAUUUACCUCGUUUUCUGCGCGUUUUCUGUCAGUAACCGCCGGGUGAAGCGUUCGUAUCGCCACCCUAAAAGGCUGUCGUGGAGCACAAGGUCUUUGCAGUCACUAAAGCCUCCCUCGCUCCGGGCUUGCUGGACUGCAGGCUUCAUUUUGUGUUGAAUUAGGUAAUGCUGGAAACUGUCCCUGCAGAGGAAUUACCUGCAGCCUGAAUAAACAGACUAUCAACAGGAAAAUCAGCAGGGAUGGCAGUUCGGCGUGUGCUGAAAGCUGUCUUGGUAGAUCUCAGCGGCACACUUCACGUUGAAGACUCAGCUGUGCCAGGCGCUCAGGAAGCUCUUAAAAGGCUCCGCAGUGCUCCAGUUAGCAUUCGCUUUGUGACCAACACAACAAAAGAGUGCAAGAGAGACCUGCUGGAGAGGCUCACGAAACUGGGAUUUGACAUUGCGGAAAAUGAGAUCUUCACAUCUCUGACAGCAGCCAGAAAUCUCCUGGAGCAAAAGCAGGUGCGGCCUCUUCUCCUGGUGGAUGAUAAGGCCUUGCCUGAUUUCACAGGGAUAGCCACGAAUGACCCUAAUGCAGUGGUAGUAGGACUGGCUCCUGAGCACUUUAAUUACGAGAUGAUGAAUAGGGCAUUUCGGUUGAUAUUAGAUGGUGCUCCUCUCAUAGCUAUACAUAAAGCCAGGUAUUUCAAGAAAAAGAACGGCUUGUCUCUGGGACCUGGACCUUUUGUAACUGGACUGGAAUACGCGACAGACACCAAAGCUACGGUGGUGGGGAAACCAGAGAAAACCUUCUUCCUAGAAGCUUUACGAGGGACUGACUGUGCCCCAGAGGAGGCCGUCAUGAUUGGUGAUGACUGCAGGGAUGAUGUUGGAGGGGCCCAGAACGCCGGCAUGCGUGGGAUUUUAGUGAGGACCGGUAAAUAUCGACCAGCAGAUGAAGACAAAAUCAGUCCAGCUCCUUACUUAACCUGUGAGAAUUUCCCAGAGGCUGUGGAACAUAUCCUAGAGCAUCUGCUGUGAGAAAGGGAGUAGUCAGAUUGAAGAAACUUCUGUUUCACUUAAUUCCCGUUAUUCUUGCUUCAAAAGUAAAGGCCACAGGAUCAGUGCAUGCUCCUGAAACCUAGCCCUGAGGAAAGAGGAUUGGUCUGUGGCCACAGCAUAGUCACGGCAAAGUCCUUUUCUUGUAGUGGUUGCAUGAGGAUGCGAUUAGAGACCUGAGGCACUCAGCAGGUUAGACAGCAUCAGGAAGGCUACAACCAAUAGAGCUUGUGUUCAUAAUUGAUUAGGGAACAUGGCACACAGAGUUCUGCUUGUUUUUAGCUUUCAAAAAGUAACAGAUUAAAACCCUGUCUUAAAGCAUCAAAUUCUUGUAUCGAAUUAGUGAUACUGUAAAACCUACUGGAAAUACUCAAUUAAAUAACGCACAAAGACUAUCAGAGCCCUAGUCAACCUGUAGUAAUAACAGCUAGGUCUGUUCUCGGGGUUUGUUUUCACUGAGUAUGUCUCUGCUCUGUUGUAAUUUAAAGGUAGAGAUUAUGCACAUCUAGGGGUGACUUUUAAAUUAAAAUAUCACCAUUAUUAAUAAUAACUGCUGUUGAUGUUUUUCUUCUCAUUAGAAGAGACACUGGUUUUUGUUCUUCAAAUUUUGUGUGAAAUCAAAACUUACAGAAUUUUAAGAUAUUUCAACUAGAUGCUGUUACUAAAACAAAUGGUACAGAAACAAAAAUCUGGUAUUAAAUGGCUUAGAAACUAUGAAUGUUUGAAGUUAGACUUCAGCAGGGUCCUAUUAAUGCUACAGUUGCAAAAUUUCACUAUUGUUGUUUUUUUGUUUGUUUCUAAUAUUAUGGGAAAAAUGCUUUACAAGCCAUGGGGACAGAUUUGAGUUUUUGUGCAGUUGGUUAGUAGAGCUAUAAAAUGAAAUUUAAUUCUGUAGUAUGUGUUGCUUUUCCUACACAUGUUAAAUACACCAAUAUGAACCAACUUUGUAAUGAUGGUAAAUAUAUUUUCUAGUCCAUUCACACACUGUACUAAUCAAAGUCCUUUACAUUUGUUCUACAGUGCUCCUGAGUGUUAAAAUAUUAGAAUGUAAUUAUAUAUUGCUGCAGUAUUAACCUUACUGAAAAUACAAUUUUGUGUUAAUGAGCUCUGCUGAUUCUUGUUAAGGAAAACCAUCAUGGUGAAUGAGUGGGACACUCUCCAUAAAUGAAAGAUUGUCUAUCUGUAAUCUCAUCGGGUGGGUGGUUACUGAGAUUUAAUCUCUGUCAGUGACAAAACAUAUAUGGACUGAGCAGGCUCUGCAGUAGAAAUGCAAGAAACAACAGAAACCCCUGGACAUAAUAAGGGCCAUCUUCAGAUAUUAUUUGUGUUGUAUCCUGUAAAAUGUAAUAGUGCUAAGCACAGAUCUUAUGUGUAACAAGGUGAACAUCAUCUGUGUUAAAAGUGUAUGGUGGAUCUAUAGGCAAACUCAUGUGAAGAAAUUUCUUACCAAAAACUUUGGAAAAUGUGAAUGAUGCUAGAAAAAAGACUGUCAGUUCUUCAGAGACGGUGAUACUCAGAAAAACAACCGCCCCCCAAAAGACCGGGUAAGGAGAACACUAGCAGAAACGCAAAGAGGAUAACUGCCUUGAGGGUGGGUAAAAGAAGGGAAGUAAUGGGACCCUGAAGCCUGAGAAAUGUUUAUUAGUAUAUGGAGUUCAAUAAAAUCAUUGUUUGAAGGA
Molecule: messenger RNA, 2850 nt
Organism: Rhea pennata
Lineage: Eukaryota; Metazoa; Chordata; Aves; Rheiformes; Rheidae
Gene: HDHD2
Product: haloacid dehalogenase like hydrolase domain containing 2
Exons: 8
Coding region: 374-1153 (259 amino acids)
Biological process (GO): dephosphorylation
Molecular function (GO): phosphatase activity
Source: RefSeq, a predicted model, not a curated record